CCCGCUUUGUGUGUGAGCACCCUUCCACCAAGUAACCCGCACCACGGCGCCCCUCGCUUAACAUCGGCCAGGUCGGCUUCGCCCGACGAAGUGUCGUCGGUCGCAAAGCAGUGACAACAACGAACCAGCAGGCCUCGCCCUAGCUUGUUCAUUGUUGCCCACCUCUCAUACCAGCUUCGACAACAGCACCAGCCACCUCCCUCCCCUCACCCCCUCCAUUCUAUCUCUCUUCCUAUCUCCCAUACACACUCGCUGGUCUCUUGUGUUUGCUUGUGUCUCCGUUUGAGUUGCGGUUGGGCCCGUCGGUUGCUUUCCCCGGCUCAGUUGCUCUCCCUCGUGCGUUUUUGUUCAUCUUCCUCAGUACUGUCUGCACGGCUACACGUUCUUGCUCGCUCGCGUGCCAAUCAAUUGCUGUCCUCCUUCCUCUUCUUCUGUUUUCAUCGUGCACAACAUAUCGCCAUUGUUCUUCCGUGCCUUUGUUUUGUCUCGUGAACGACUGCUACUGCUACCUCAUCUUGCGUGCUCGCUCGCUCGUGGACAGAAUCAGCUGCAACACACAUCCACCAAAGUGUAUUGUUCUGUUGUGGUUGAACAAUUCUCGUGUAGGGCACUUCCUCUGUUCUCCCGUCCUCUCGUCCCGUCCGUCCGUUCUCACUUGUGUCUGAUCUAAACUCUGUCUUCUUCCAUCCACUCCAUUUCUCUUAACAUACCUCAUCAGUUGCUUCACUGUCGGCUAGGACCGCAUCUACUACUACUACUACUUCUUCUUCUCUUCCUCCUCCUCUUUCUGCCGGCUUUCUUCCUGCCCCCCGACCCCCGGCGCGCCCUCCUCCUUUUCUUUUCCUCUUGUUCUUCGGGUUUGUCCACCUUCAAGCCCAACUCAACAACGUCAUGGCCGGUGCCGCACCGCUUUCCCGUGAGUCAUCCGGUCAAGUUCCCACGGCCCGCCGGCGCCACGCGCGCAAGGCCAAGGCCCGCAGCGACGCUCUGCUGGCCUCAAAGGCUGCCGCCGUCAAGUGCGAGUUUGGCUCUGUCGGCGACCUGUGCCCAACGCUCAUGGCUUCCAAGCCCAAGGCAAAGGCCAAGCCGUCCAAACCCAAGUCAUCUCAGCCGCCCACAGCUGCGUCUGCGACCUCCGCCUCCGAGCCAACCGAGAAACCCACCCCCACACACGCGCCCGUCGCAGAUGUCGCAGAUGCCCACGUUCCUAUCGCCGACUACGGCGUGUGGUGGAAGUCUUCGGUGGAAUUUCUUGCUGACACCCUCCAAACAGAACCCUCGAGCAGCGCCUUGAGCGGCGGCGGGCAUGUGGACAAUGCCGCCAACUUCGACCUCGACUUCAGCCAUGCUGCCCGUGCUGCCACAUCUACCGCCAUCUCACCAAGGCCAACCAGCGCCAGCGAUGCUCUUGCUGAUUCGGGCCAUGGCAGCAGCCGUGGCGACGCCUACUUUGGCGCCGUUGGUGACCAUGAAGAGGCGGAUGAGGGCUGCGCCUCUCGCGCGGCACUGGCUAGCUCCACAAAGGAAGGUGCAGAUGUGAUGUUGGCGGCCGCCGUCGACCCCGCACUCACCGUUCCAUCGCCAUCGCCCUCGCCACCGACUGCUUGCCCUGGCACAAGGACAUCGCCGUUCCCUGCUUCUUCGCCCGCGAGGAUGCGCGUGUCUGGGAUGGCGACUGCUUCUCAGGACAGUGGGCAAUGUUACGAGUUGUGGUUGGUGCAGUUGUUGCUGUCGCGGUUUAAAGGGGAUGACCUGAGCAGAGGCAUGGCUCAGUUGUGGGAUGACAUUCUCGCAGAGGACACGACCCGGCCGCGGACGCCAUCGACGCCCCGCCGCUUUGACCUCGCCGAGCCCGUCAGACAGCCGCUGCCCCUGUUUCUCGAGGAAUUUGUCAGUACGCGCGUGUGCUCGCGCGAGUGCCUGCCACUCGCCUACAUCAUCUCCACCAGGGCCCGCGCCAACCUUGGCGUCAUGUUCUCGGUGCUGAACGUGCAUGUGCUGAUUGCGGCGUGCCUGACGGCGGCCUCCAAGCUGAUGGAUGACCGCUACUGCUACAACACAUACUAUGCCGGGCCCGCCCGCACAUCCAUCGAGCACUUCAACGAAUGCGAGCGGUUCAUCUGCUUUAACCUGUGCUUUGACCUGCAUGCGUCGCUGCGCGAGUAUGCUUCCGUGCUGCGACGCGCCUAUGAUGCCAUCUCUGUGGUGCCAAGGCCCCUUUCCCCCCAGCUGCCCCCACAGCUUCAGAGCAUGCCUCCUGGCAUGCCCUAUCACCAGGUGGCAAUGGUUGCGCCAACCCCGCCCCCAAACUCGCCCGCGCGCGUCAGUCACGACGCAACCCACCAGCCUGCGGUGUACCCCCGCGGCGGCCCCGUCCAACAGCAGCCAGCAGCAAUGGUGGCGGCGCAGUUUCAGUACCACAUGGCCGGCCCCGUCUCCCACCACCACCACCAAUACCAUCACCACCACCAAUACCCCUACGCCACGCCGUCUCUCCCAUACUACUACCAACAGCCGCCGCCACAUGUGCGCCCGCAGCAGCAGCAGCCCCAGCAGCCUACGAGGCUGCAAGCAUCAAGGCCUGACAUUGCGCCCGCCCCCAAUGCCCCCGUGCCUCAGCAACACCAGCAGCUGCCGGUGUACCACCACCACAACUACCACUACCAGCAGCAGCAGCAACAACAGCCGCAGCAGUCGCGUCUCAUGACCCAAAACCCAGCGGUGAUUAUGCCGUCACUUCCUGAUCUUCCAACGUACUCUGCGUUCAACACGGCCAUGUCAUGCUCGCACUCGACUGCAGCUUCGUCUGUGGUCAAUUCGCCGAGCCAAGCCCCACCCAUGCAUGUGCCCGAGCACGUGCGGUACGGUUCCAUGGUGGCGGCGCGCCCUGUCAUUAACGCGGCGACUGUGAUGCCGGCCCAUCUCCAACACCACUCACACCACCAACCACAGUACCAACACCAAUACCAGCACCAGCAGUACCCAGCUGCCCCGUAUCCCGUGCCCCCUCAGCCACACUAUCCUCCUCAUCCCCAACACCUGCAGCAGCACCUACACCAGCACCUGCGCCAGCACCAGCAGCAGCAGCAGCCGGUGGCGGAGCGUCUGCCUCAUCUUCAGCACCACAUGUACCACUCGCCUUAUUCGCAACAACUUUCUCAGCAGCCAGCGGCCCCAGCGGUGCUGCCACCGGUGCUCACGUCAUCGGCUGCGUAUGCCGUCGCCUGUGGUGCACACGAUACGGCUGAGCAGAAACUAGAGCUGGCGCAGUCAGGGACGGGGCUCGUCACGCCACACUCAUCACCAUUCGUGCACCCGCUGGAGCGGGACGAGGCACCCAGCACCACUGUCGCAGAAGCCACGUUGACACCAAACGUCUCGCCCGCUACGCACCACAGCACACGGCGGUCGGCCUCGUGCACAUCACAGCUCUCCGCUUCGUCCAACUCCACAACCACGUCAGCAUCAGCAGGCACGCCUCCAAACGCAGCUACAACAGGAACCGCGACAGCGACUACAACAACUACACCAUCGGCUGCGGCUGCGGCCGUGGCAGUCUUGGAUGAGCGUGAGCAGCCUGCAUCGCUGUGUGCAGCACCACAACCGCAGCGGCAGAGGCGCUCUAACGUGCAGGUGCGCCCGUCGUCGCCGUACUGCGACAAGGCGUCAAUGUCGCCGCCAGCCGAUUCCGGCUUGCCCACGGUGGCGCAGACGACGCCCGUCCUCAACCCCUCCCCUCGCCGCCAGCAGCAGCAGUACUACGGCUACCGCAACCCCACCAUGGCCAUCACGGCUUGCGCGGCCACGGCAGCGCGGCCACCUGCUGCAGCUGUUGCGCAGCAUUAUGCUCGCUCCAGCUGCACGGCUCUCACCUGCAUGGCGCUGACGACGACACAGUUGCUCCAGCAGUCCAUGCCACCCGUCGUCUGAUGCGGUGCGCGUAGCUGGUGGUGUGGCGGUGCUCAAUUCUUUUUUUCUUUUUUUUUGUCUGGAGUUGAGCCCCAUUGCGUGAUUCCUUUGCGUGUGCUUGUGAGCAGUGAGUGAAGUUGGGUUGCAGUUGAAGCUUUCUUGCGAUGGAGCUGUCGACUUGCUUUGGGUUUCCACUCGUUGCUGCCUACGAUUUAUGAGCUCUGUUGUUCCUUCUCUUUUGUUUUCUUCGUCUUCGUCUUCGUUUCUCUCUUUCCUUUUUCUUUUUCCUUCUCCUCUCCUCCUCUUUGUUUCUCGUCACCCACUUUGUCGGGUCCUUCUUGACCUUCUAAGGUUUUGAUGUGUAUGUGUGGUGGUGGUUUGCAUGGAUGGUAUUUGAGUGUCUGGUUGAAGGUUCCAUAAGUGUACAAGUCUUGGUUUCCCCGCGUCCCCUUAUAUCCGUGUUGGUUUUUCAUUGACGUGAUCGAUUUUGGUCGUAAGCGCUGCGUAUUUUCUUUCCAAUCCCCUCUCCCCUUGUCCUUUCCACAACAUUGACUUCCCGUGUGCCCAAGAAGAAAUUCCAUCUCCGUGCCAUUUCACUUGGUUGUUUUCUUUGUCUUCUCCUCGAAACUUUGGGCCCCAAUGUGGGUCAUCAGCCGGUAAAAUGGCACUUUUUAAAAUGCAACGAACACUGUGUGUGUCGGGAGGGGGAAAGACU
Salpingoeca rosetta is the source of this 4624-nucleotide messenger RNA. RefSeq lists its product as uncharacterized. NCBI's taxonomy places the organism in Eukaryota, Choanoflagellata, Craspedida, Salpingoecidae. The transcript is spliced from 2 exons. The record is from RefSeq and is a predicted model, not a curated record. Bases 892 to 3930 code for a protein of 1012 amino acids.